This is a messenger RNA of Harpegnathos saltator (Jerdon's jumping ant), 4482 nucleotides long. It is a transcript of the gene armi, whose product is annotated as probable RNA helicase armitage. The transcript is spliced from 7 exons. Lineage: Eukaryota; Metazoa; Arthropoda; Insecta; Hymenoptera; Formicidae. The coding region runs from base 251 to 4060 and encodes 1269 amino acids. Gene Ontology annotation, molecular function: helicase activity. The record is from RefSeq and is a predicted model, not a curated record.
GACACUCAACAGGACAGAGGACACCGGAAUCGCAAGACUCAGAAUUAACCUCAAGUGCAAAUCAAACUUCUAAGAUUUUGAAUCAUAUGAAAUGCGAAUGGCAGGAUCAAAAGCAACGUAAAAGAUUGGUCAAGGAGUUACAUGCCAAACGUGUACAAUCAUUACGGAAGGAACUGGAAUAUCUUAAGGCAACAGAGUGGAAGUAUCAGCCUAUAGACCGAUACUUAGAUAGGAGCCAAAGAAACUAAAUAUGUUGACUUUAAUGUUCAGUCUGGUUCAAUAUACCAGAAAAUAUAUGAAAAAAUAUUUGAAUGAAGUAGAAGAUAUAGACACAGUUAUAUCUCAUAUAGAACACAUAAGGAAAGAAGAAGAAAGAGACAUUGUAAAAAAAACAUUAAACAAAGAGGGAUGUUAUUACAAAAAUGGAAUUAUUACCUGUGUUACUGCAGACUAUGUCUUAAUAGAUAAUAAACAUAUAUAUGAGAAAAAUGAUGAACUAAGCAGUAAUCUGGAAAUAGGUGAUAAUGUUUACUACUCAGCAUUACUACGUGACCCAAAGGAAAAGGUAAAAGUAAUAAAAAUUAUUCAUAAAAAUGAAAUAAAAGAUAAAGAACCCUUAGAAAGAAAGGAGAUCCGCAACUCUAUCUUACAAAAAAGCAUGAUUGCUAAAGUGAAAGAACGUGAAGGCCGUUUUGUUAUGGUUGAACCAGAUAUUAGAAUCAACUUGAAUAAAGUACAAUCUGAAUUCAUUCCCCUCAUUGGUGAUUGGAUAAUACUAGAAUCUCUGACUGAAGUAAGCGAUUCUCAAGAUGAAUCUGAUAAUAUUUUGGAAGUGGAUAAAAUUAAACCGCUACGAUCCAAGUUGAAUGUAGGUGUGAUAACCAAGUAUGAUUCGCUGAAUCAAGUAGGAGUAAUCGAUAAGAGUAUAAUAUUUCAUAAGAGCGCAUGUGAACCAGGUUAUAUUCCUUGUGUUAAUGACAAAGUAGUGAGUGAUAGCAUAGAAAGUGAUCAAGGAAUUCACAAAUGGAGAUCAUUGACUGUAGUGCCAUUAAACCUGGAAAUGAACAAAAUUUCUCAUUGCUCAGUUAUGAGCAAUUUUUAUUCUGAACUAUCGAGCAUAAAUGAUUUAUUAAAGAAUAAAAAUGAUAUUAUUAUAGAUGAUGAAUUGAAAUUCAAUUUAAACAUAGAAGAGGAGGAUAAUUUAACGGUUACAAUAUGUAAUACUGGUAAUUGUGCUCAAGUGUUGCAAAAUGGUACUUUUAUGUCACAAGAAACUUCAUCUCAGUUAUCAGUAAUAUCACCAACAAAUACAGAUGUUAAUAUGGUAAUAAAUCCUUCUAAAAGCAUUUCGUAUACAUUCAAGUGUAAAGCGAGAUUCAUCGGUAAAUCCGAGGAGCUGUUUAUCUUUAACUUCAAAGACUUUAAGAUUGGUAGAUUAUUUCAUAUAACUACCAAUGCAAUAAAUGUUUCACAAAAUGGACCUUCUACGUCCGUUCCACGAAAGAACAAUCAGAAAAUCAAUCUUGACAAUUUGAAUAAAGAGGACGAUUUGACAUACAUUCCCGGAGUAAAACCAUAUAAAACUACUUUCUUUAGAAUGCGUAAUGGAGUGUUCAAUGUACCGCAAUAUAUUUGGAAUGUGAUAUUGAACAAUAUGGUGAUAUCACAAGCAGAAUGCAAAGCCAAUUUAGAGCGUGCAGUUCCAUCUCUCUUGAAACAACUAACUUUUAAUAUUUAUAAAGAACGUUUCCAUGCUUUAUUGUAUCUGGAAGAAGUAGCUCAGAUACUUAAUAUACAACAAUAUAACAUGCAAAACGUAAAGUUGCAAAGAUACCGAGAUUAUUUUACACUACAUGUUCCGGGGUUAGUAGAAAAACGCCCUUCCCUGCUAGUCGGUGAUAGAGCUGUAGCAACUGUUAUACCUCACAGACUAACUAAACAAGGUUAUGAAUUAGAUGUAAAAAAUGCGUUAAAAUACGAGGGCUAUAUUCAUAAAAUGAAGAGCAGCGAGAUCUUCCUCAAAUUUAAUAAAAGUUUAUCCGAUGAUGUGAUUUUCGCUAAUAUUACGUUCAAAUGCUCUAAUAGCACCCUUCAACGUUGUCAUAAUGCUGUUAAUCUAGCUCUCAAUCGUCUCGGGCCUGAGAUUCUGUUUCCUACUAAAGUAAUAGAAAAAGAACCUCUGUUUCACUUGGAAGAGUACGACAUCGAAGAGAAACCUAUUAAUACUAAGCAGAUCUGUAACGAAGCAAAUGAAUCCAUGUCAUCUACUGAUUCCUCUAACAGCAUCGCUUCUGGUAGUGAUACAUCCUUAGAAAGUACAACCAGAACAUCUCCAAGAAUAUCGGUAGUAGAAAGACUUUUCAAAGUUAAACCUGUCGAAUCGCCACCUAAAAAGACGGAGACUUCAAGUACGAAAAUAGAAUCAAAUUUACAUCUCCAAACAAAUACAGCAAAAUGUGAUAACAAUAAUAAAAUUGAUGGCGUCAGUAACACAGCUUCAGAGAAAGCAAAUGAACAAAUUAAUCAGACCAAUGACGAAUUAAAGCCUUAUAUCGAUCAAAUAAAGAAGCGCAAAUUAAAUUGGUUUAAUAAAGGUUUGAACUAUUAUCAAAAAGAAGCUGUGUGGAACAUAAUGAAGGGAGUAGCACGUCCGUUACCCUAUGUGAUAUUUGGUCCACCUGGGACGGGAAAGACAGUAACACUUUGCGAGACGAUUCUACAAAUUUUCACCGCGAUACCCGACAGCAGGCUUUUAGUGGCAACGCCAUCGAAUAGCUCGGCAAAUUUAAUAACGGAACGUUUGUUGGACAGUAAUAUAUUAAAUCCUGGUGAUCUGGUCCGAUUAAUAGCUCAUCAUUGCCUGUACGAUGAUUCUAUACCCGAGAAAUUGAUGCCUUUCUGUGCCGCAGCGGAGUUGGGAGACGAAAAAAUAUAUCAAAUGCUUCGAACACAUAAAAUAGACCUCGUACAAUCUUCUGACGAUGAAGAAAGUUUUGAUGAUGAAAGAAAAAAGAGGUUUAAAUGUAAUUUUCCCAUGUCCACACUUGGCCGUCAUCGAAUCACCAUCGGUACUUGCAGCACGUUGGGAAUAUUGCACAACAUGGGUUUCCCCCACGGUCAUUUCUCUCAUGUUCUGGUGGACGAGGCGGGACAAGCAACUGAGCCGGAGAUUAUGAUACCGUUGAGCUUUAUUCAUGCCGAUGAGGGCCAAGUAAUUCUCGUGGGCGACCCGAUGCAACUUGGACCCGUUGUACAGAGCAAUUUAGCUACAUAUUACGGAUUAAGCGAGUCGUUUCUGUCAAGAUUGUUACAUCAGUUCCCAUAUCAGAGAGACGAGCAAGGAUUCGAGAAUUAUUACGACCCGAGACUCAUCACAAAGCUUAUUAUAAAUUACCGCAGUUUACCGGAAAUAUUGGAGUUAUCAAAUUGGCUGUUUUACGACUCGGAAUUGCUGCCACAAAUAUCACCUAAGAAGAGCAAGGAAGCUAAGGUCUUGAAAAGGCUAAAAGAAAUAUUACCCAGCAGAAAUGGAUUACCGCCAGCUGUUAUUUUCCACGGAAUUAGUGGCGAAAAUCGCAGAGAUAUCGAGAGCCCGAGUUGGUACAAUCCCGAAGAAGCGACACAAGUGUACAUUUAUUUAAUGAAAUUGUACAAAUGUGGACUUGAACCAGAUGACAUAGGAGUUAUAACUCCUUAUCUAAAGCAGGUAAUGCAAAUCAGAGACCUACUUAAUGAAAUAAACAUGGAAUUACCGAAAAUUAGUAGUGUGGAAGGGUUUCAAGGGCAAGAGAGAAAAGUGAUUAUUCUCUCAACUGUCAGAUCGUGUAACAAAUUAAUCGAUCUAGAUGUCAAGCAUGCUCUAGGAUUUGUUGCUUCGCCGAAAAGACUUAAUGUUGCGAUCACUCGCGCACGUGCUCUACUAAUCAUUGUCGGGAAUCCCAAAUUACUCUACAUGGAUCCACAUUGGAGGAGUGUUUUGAUGUACUGCGUAAAGCAUGGCGGAUAUACAGGAUGUAAUUUUCAGCCUAAUUUUUACGCCGAUCUUCUUAGCUAUAAGUAGAAUAAGAAAUUUAUAAUUCCAAUUUGAAACGGCAAAUUAUAAUUUGUUAAAUGGAAUAGUUAAAAUUCCUUAAAAUUUUUAGGUAUAUAUACAUGUGCUAUAUUAUUUCUUUCACAAUAAUUUCGUAUGUCAAGACAAAAUAUCUUGAAAAACCUUUAUGAUUCUUAAUCUCGAAGUAAAAGUAUGAUUAUGAUAAAUAAAUGCAAUCUUGUCUUUUAUAAAAUAUUACGAUUUGCUUAGUAUAAUGUCGAUUAUUAGUUACAAGAUGAUGAAUUUUAAUCUUAUUUUUAUACGUGUACAUAUAUUUCGAUAUUAGGUUUAACCAGUAAAUAAAAAUACAUAUGUUUUUCACGAUGACGCUGAUCUUCAUUAUUUUUUGUAUUUGGAAGGUACAUUGUAUCAAGUCUGUUCACUGCAAAUAC